AUGUUGCAAGAGAAACUUGUUAGUCAUGGAGGAAGGGUAGACGCAACAAAAAUCUUUACUGCAGAAGAACUUGAGAAGGCCACAAACAAUUACCAUGAAAGUAGAGUCAUCGGUGAAGGAGGCCAUGGAACUGUAUACAAAGGAAUAUUAUCAGCAGAUAACAAAGUGGUCGCCAUAAAGAAGUCGAGAGUUGGGGCUCGAACUCAAAGUGAUCAAUUUGUUAAUGAGCUCAUAGUUCUUUCUCAAAUCAAACACAGAAAUGUGGUGAGACUUUUAGGUUGUUGUUUUGAGACAGAAGUGCCUUUACUAGUAUACGAGUACAUCACCAAUGGCACUCUUUCUGAGCAUUUGUUCCAUAAUAGAAAGGGCAAAAGAUCAUCACUACUUCCGUGGGAAUUGCGAUUGAAAAUAGCAUCAGAAACUGCAGGAGCACUCGCGUACUUACACUCUUCCACUUCUACACCAAUCAUACACCGAGAUGUGAAAACAACAAACAUAUUGCUGGACGAAAACUACACAGCCAAAGUGUCAGAUUUCGGAGCUUCGCGUUUCAUUCCUCUAGAUCAAACCGAAGUAGCUACAUUAGUGCAGGGGACAAUGGGAUACUUAGAUCCCGAAUAUCUCCAAUCGAAUACGUUGACAGAAAAGAGCGAUGUCUAUAGCUUUGGAGUCGUCCUAGCUGAGCUAUUAACAGGCAAAGUUGCAGUUUCUUUUGCCAGGCCCGAGUCAGAAAGAAGCCUAGCAUAUUUGUUUGUUUCCUCAAUUGAAAAACAAUGCCUGAUUCAAGUUCUUGAUGCUGACAUGGUGAACGAGGGAAAUGUCGAGACGGUUGAGCAGGUGGCAAAUCUGGCAAAAAUUUGUCUAAAGGUAAGAGGGGAGGAAAGGCCUACAAUGAAAGAAGUGGCCGCAGAGUUAGAUGGAAUGAGAAUUGCAGCAAAACAUCCAUGGAAAAAUGAUGAUUUGUGCGUAGGGGAGACUCAUGAGUACUUGUUAGGGUCUUCUAAUUCCAAGGCAUACAUUGAAGGUGAAGUUAUUUCUAGUGGUUCAACUAGUAGGUAUGCCAAUGCCAGCAUGCAAAUUGAAAUGUUAAAGUCCUAUGAUGAUGGUAGAUAA
Fragaria vesca subsp. vesca is the source of this 1113-nucleotide messenger RNA. Its product is annotated as wall-associated receptor kinase 1-like. Gene Ontology annotation, cellular component: plasma membrane. The coding region runs from base 1 to 1113 and encodes 370 amino acids. The record is from RefSeq and is a predicted model, not a curated record. The transcript has a single exon. Lineage: Eukaryota; Viridiplantae; Streptophyta; Magnoliopsida; Rosales; Rosaceae. Gene Ontology annotation, biological process: protein phosphorylation; cell surface receptor signaling pathway. Gene Ontology annotation, molecular function: protein serine/threonine kinase activity; ATP binding; polysaccharide binding.